CACUGUCAGUCAGAGCUGAGACGCCAUUACAGGGUGUGAGAUCUCUGCUGGAAAACACACGUUUGGAGUAUUUGAAGUAAUCAGACAAAGAGACAGUAACUCGGUGAGUUUUGCUUUUGAAAGACUAUUUAGAUAUUGAGACAAAUGGCUGAAAAAAUUGCUCUUGUUGAAAGUUUUCUGAGCUGCCAUGUGUGUUCAGAGACUUUCAGAGAUCCUGUGUCUCUGAGCUGCAACCACAGCUUCUGUUCAAGCUGCCUGCAAAAAUUCUGGGAACAAGCUAAAAACAAAAACUGUCCCAUUUGUAAAAGAAAAUCCUCAAAGGAAUUCCCAGAUGUGAACUUUACACUGAAGGAACUGGCUGACUCCUUUGCUGGGAGACAGAAAGCUGGCUCAUCUGAGACAGAAAAAGGAGAGAAGAAGGUGGAGGUGGUGUGUAGUAAACAUCAAGAAGAGCCUAGGUUGUUCUGUAUGGAUGAAGAUAGAGCUGUGUGUCCUGUCUGUGAGUUUUCUCUCCACCACGGUCACAAGGUGGUUCCUAUAGAACAAGCAGUCAGUGAGCUGAAGGACCAGCUGAAAUGUGACUUAAAGUCUCUGCAGGACAAGAGGGACAAAUACAAACAAGUGGAGGAAACAUACAAUGAAGUGAUUGAACACUCCAAGAAGCAGCUGUUGUCCACAGAGAGGCAGAUCAGAGCAGAGUUCAACAAGCUCCAGCAGUUCCUGAAAGAGGAAGAGGAGUGCAGACUGGCAGCUGUGAGGGAGGAAGAGGAGCAGAAGGGGAAGACUCUCAGCAGAGAGAUGAAGAUGAUUGAGGAGCAGAUCUCCUCUCUGUCACACAGUAUCUGUGCUGUUGAAGAAGAGCUGCAGAAACACAAGGUGCCAUUCCUCAGCAGUUAUAAAGCCACUCAGAGCAGAGCCAGAGUCCAGUGCUCACUGUCAGAUCCACAGCUGGUCUCAGGAGCGCUGAUAGAUGUGGCCAAACACCUGGGCAACCUGUCCUACAGAGUCUGGGAGAAGAUGAAGGACAAGGUCCACUUCAGUCCUGUCAUUCUGGACCCAAACACUACAAACCAAAGACUCUAUCUGUCUGAUGAUCUGACCAGUGUGAGAAAUGGAGACACAAAGCAGCAGCUUCCUGCCAAUCCAGAGAGAAACACUAACUACAGCAAUGUUCUGGGCUCUGAGGGCUUCAGCUCAGGGAAACACAGCUGGGAGGUGGAGGUGGGAGACCAUCCUCGCUGGAAUAUAGGUUUGGCCAAAGAGUCAGUUGACAGGAAAGGAGAGGUUUUUGCUGUACCAAAAGAUGGAAUCUGGUGUUUAUUGUAUGAAAAUGGAAAAUACACUGAUGUUGUUGGUGAGACUGUCACAGUGAAGAAGAGUCUCCAAAGGAUCAGAGUCCAGCUGGACUAUGACAGGGGGGAGGUGUCCUUCUACGACCCUGAAGACAUGACUCACAUCUGCACUCACAGAGACACUUUCACUGAGAAACUCUUCCCAUAUUUCUUUAUUGGAAAGGCUGGGGAUGCUAAAACAGCUGAUAUCAAAAUGUGUCAAAGUGAGAUUUCUCUGUGAUGUUCAGACAUGUUGGUGUUAAUGAAGACUUUACUCUGACUUCACUGUUUGUCCAGAUCUCACUGAAAUAAUCAAGACAAUCAACAGUUAAACCUGGUUAAACAUCAUCAGGUUAUAAACUCUCAUACAGGUACAGAUCAAUUUAUUAACCUGGUUAUCAUCAUCUUGUGUUUAAUCAGAUCAUAAUCGAACAAACACAUGUUUUUAAAAGUUGUUUUUCUCAACUGUCUGAAAUGAACUGUUAAUUGUUCUCAUGCAACUGUGUCAUAAUGAAUUUAGUUAUAUUAUCGUUAGCCAAAAUGUAUAAACAUGAUGAGUCCUGCUUUUGAUAUUCUGCUUAAUUUUUCAGGUAUUUUUUAUUAAUAUUUGGCUCAUGUUGUUUUGUAAAUACUCUUUGUUGUCUUUUAAGAAACAGCUGAAAACAUGUGAGGAAUAAAG
This is a messenger RNA of Epinephelus lanceolatus (giant grouper), 2010 nucleotides long. Its product is annotated as E3 ubiquitin-protein ligase TRIM35-like. The record is from RefSeq and is a predicted model, not a curated record. NCBI's taxonomy places the organism in Eukaryota, Metazoa, Chordata, Actinopteri, Perciformes, Serranidae. Gene Ontology annotation, molecular function: protein binding; zinc ion binding.